UCAGAUACACAUUUAUCAGUCAUAAACUCACAUAAAAAAUACCGUUUAAUAACAGGUCGGGUGAGGUGUCUGAGCUCCGCACCGCCCAGUAUUCGGACUGAAGUACAAAACACCAGCAAUUCAUCCAUUCGUACAAAAUCGCCGCAAAACUCAUCGUUUCACCCUCGUGAGAAACAGCCGCCAAAACCGAGUCCAAUGAGUAUCUCACCGAAACCGGAGGGGAAAAUCUGGUUGAAGCCCAAACCCAAGUCAGAUGAGCCGGAUACACCCCGAAAGCCAUCGCCCGAACCGCUAAACAAACCCAAUAUCUUCUCCGACAUCCGGAACGACUUCGAGAAGAUGUCGGCGCCGACAGUGCAGGUCAAUGUGGAGGCGUUCAAGAAGUGUACGCCACCGGCGCCCGUGCAGCCCAUGCCCAGGACGACCGUACAGACAAAGGCCACAGACAUCAGGACAACGGCUGUCAAGUCUCCAUCGCCUGACCCCACGAAAGCCCCGAACCAAAAGCCAAUCAAUUUGACCAAUAAGUCAGUGGACAACAAAUACAGCGCCGAUAUGACAGCCAUUAAGUCGGUGCCCAUGCAUGAUAAUAAACCAAAAAUCGGCGACAAAACCGAAGAGAAGAGCAAACCGGCGGCAGUGGCGAAGCCUAUGGCGUCGAAACCGACGGCCAAAGUGCAGCCCUCGCCCUCCACGUCCCUCACACACCUGCCCCCCAAGGCAUCCGGCAUACAGUCCAUCGACGAGGAGGUGAAGAUCGUGAAGCCGCCCACCGCUAAGGUCAAGGCCGGCAACGUCUUGGAUAAGGCUCGCCAUCGCUUGGAUCACUUCUGGAGCAGAAAUAAA
Oppiella nova is the source of this 846-nucleotide messenger RNA. The record is from the annotation of a GenBank genome assembly. Lineage: Eukaryota; Metazoa; Arthropoda; Arachnida; Sarcoptiformes; Oppiidae.